Trachymyrmex septentrionalis is the source of this 1526-nucleotide messenger RNA. Its product is annotated as ADP-ribosylation factor-like protein 6-interacting protein 4. Bases 200 to 1507 code for a protein of 435 amino acids. The transcript has 3 exons. The record is from RefSeq and is a predicted model, not a curated record. NCBI's taxonomy places the organism in Eukaryota, Metazoa, Arthropoda, Insecta, Hymenoptera, Formicidae.
CGGAAUCGGCGGAAUGAAGCCACAACCAAUCACGAAUGUUCCGCAGUUCCGCAUAUCUGCAGUUCCACAUCCCUUGGGAGUGCACCCUGAAAAAAAAAACAGUUUUGCCGGUCUUGCGCGCCGCUCCGAAUUUUCUUUAACGAAAAUGAAGAAGAUUGAAUAGAGGGAAUGAUUAGAGUGAUGAAAGCAGAUUAUCAUUAUGAUGAAUAAUUUGGAGAGACCUGUUAUGGAGACAGAGUCAUUUGACAAAGCAAAGGUAAAGAGACGUUCGGUUUCUUCUUCCAAUGAUUCUGAGAAGAACAGAAAGAGACGAAAUGUUUGCAGUAAGGAUAAGAGAAAGAAGUCAAAACGUAGAAGUAGUUCCAAUAGUUCUAGUUCUUCUGAUAUUUCAAACUCAGGAAGAAAUACAUAUAAAGCAAAGAAGAAUAGAGAUGAAGAUAUAAAAAAUAAAACUAAAAAGUAUGAAACCAGAGAAUUGCAAAGAAAAAGUGGAAAAUAUAGUAAUGAUUAUAGAUUUUACAAUCGGAGGCACACUAACUUUUUGAAUAAUCAAAGAGAUUGCGGCUAUUCACGACCUUAUAGACAUAAUUAUUAUAAUAGAAAUAGAAGAGAUGCAUAUAACAAUUAUCGUUAUAGUAGAUAUAGUAGAUCUUUUGAAAGAACGUUUAAUCAUAACAGAUCCAGAAUACCAAAUUAUAGAAAUACUGGCUACAAUACAAUUAGUCAGCUGUCACGAGAGGGUAGUUCAAAAGAGCAAAUGAAUCGACCAAGAUCUAUUUCUAAGAUAGAAAAAUCUGAUUCAAUAAAAAAUGACACAGAAAUAGUUGAACAUGUAAAACAAAAAGAGAAGAAAAAAGUGGAAAAUAUACAAAAUAUAACUCAGCUAAGUCACAAGAAAUUAAAGAGAAAAAGAUUUUCGUCUACUUCUAGUUCUUCUAGUAUCAGUAGCAGUAGUAGCGACAGUAGCUGUAGCAGUUCCAGCAGCAACAGUAGCAGCAGCAGCAGCAGUAGUAGUAGCGAUACUAACAGCAGUAAUAGUGGCAGCAGUAUUGAUAGCUCAGAGGAUGAAAAGAAGCAGAAAAAAGCUAGAAAGAAAGCUAAGAAAUUUAAGAAAGCUUUAAAAAAACGGAAGAAAAAAAAACGGAUGAAAAAGAAGUUGAAAAAGAAAUUUAAAAAAUCUGCAUCCAAAAAAAAAGGACACAGUAAGAAGAAGUCUAAAGGAAAUAAAGAAGUUCAAGAUAGGAAGGAAAAAAUGAAGGAAAUUGUAUCGAAUGUAAUAGAAAGAGGGAAAGCCAUGGCACCCAUGACAAAAGAGGAGUGGGAAAAAAGGCAGAGCAUUGUGCGCAGAGUAUAUGAUGAAGAAACUGGAAGACAUAGAUUAAUCAAAGGCGAUGGAGAAAUCUUAGAAGAGAUAGUAAGUCGAGAACGUCACAAGGAAAUUAAUAAACAAGCGACUAAAGGAGACGGCAAAUACUUCCAAACACACUUGAAGCUGAACAUUCUGUGAAAUAUAUUUUUGUGCAAAG